UCUGGGAUCCUGUAGCAGCUGCAGACAGGGACAGAGACAGAGGAAGGGAGAGGGAUUGAGAAUCUAAGAGAAGAUUUCCAGCCUUCAGCAACUGCGGACAAAUCUAAACAUUGCACUUUAUAAAGAGCGACAUUCAUUUUAUGUCCUUCAAGCACUGCUUUGUUCGGCUUCACUCAGAGUCUGCUCUAGGCUUCUGAUAACUCUGCUCAAAGCACAAAGACAUAAACAGGGCAAGAUGUGUCUACAUACAUGCUAUGAGCAGCAGAUCUGGGAGUUUCAUUUCAUUUAAAUAAUGGAUACAACAUAGAAGAGGAAACCAGCUGAAAAGGCAGGUGGACAGCAUUACUCUCAGUCUGAGCUGCCUGAAUCUGACCUCAACCCUGGUACUCAAAGGACAUUUCAGAAGCACUUGAGAAAGAGAUACUUCAAGAUACAAAAAAGUGGUAACAGCUGGUAAACCCCAUAUUCUGGUUAUGCCACUCCUAAGGUUUUCUGGAAACACAGCUGUGAAAGAGAAGGGCUGAGACCUCUUCACUCUGCUCAUGCUGAAACAUCAGACUGAAGCCAUGGCAGGUGGUGAGACACCCCCAGCAGGAGACAUUUUCAUCAAUCUGCAUCAGGUUGAAGAAGAUGUUGAAAGAUCUCCUUUCCAUGAAGAAGAAGAAGAGGAUGAGGAAGAAGAGCUGGCAAAGGCAUUAUCAGUUGAACGGUUUGGUGAUUUAAUUGAAUGUUCAUCUCAAGGCCCCACAAAGAAGAUGGGCCGUAGCUACAAUGAAAAGGAUUUUGAAUUUCACCGCCACACAUCCCACCAUAUUCAUCAUCCUCUGUCAUCUCACCUACCUGUGUCCUUCAAGCUUAAGAAGCUUACACACAUUGAUCGUAAGAAGAAAAAGAAACAGAAGAAAAAAAAAACGUCAGUACCACCAUCACAAGUUACACCUACAAUACAGGAAGUUGAUGAAGAGGAAGAUGAGGAAUCUGAGACAGAGAUGUUGGACAUGGAAGCCUCCACCAGCUCAGAUGUACUUGACACCCCAGUGUUUUGCAUUAAAGGAAGUGAAGAGGAAGUGAUCCUUGGUUUUCCAUUGGAUAGUGUCCAGAUGGAAACUGAGCAAACUGUUGAAAUGGGGAUACCUACAGACAACAUUCAGUUCACUGCAGAUGAAGGAAUAUCAGGAAUGAAUACCUCCUCUUCCUCAAGGUCCAGAGAUAUGCCAGGUACAUCUGCAGGAUCAUGGGAAAAGUGCAAGCAGUUGCAUCAGCUGUUGAGUGGACAGAGGAACAGUUAUGACCUGAAAGAGAGGAUGUGCAUUGGCAGCAUGACUGCACAAGACAAUUUGGCAUUUCAAAGAUUUCCCACUGAUGAAGCCGAGGCAAAAAUGCUCGCAAGUGCUGACUUGGAUGACAUGAAAAGUCACCGAUUUGAGGACAAUCCAGGAGUAAGGAGACAUUUAGUGAAGAAACCAUCAAGAAAUCAGCUUAUCAGGUCAAGCAAAACGUCUGAAACAGUGUCAUCAAUAAAGAAAAAAAAGAAGAAACCAGAUAAGAAACCUCAUGAGGUAUUUGUGGAGCUGAAUGAGUUGAUGAUGAACAAAAACCAGGAAAUGCAAUGGAGAGAGACGGCUCGCUGGAUUAAAUUUGAAGAGGAUGUGGAGAAGGAGACAGAUAGGUGGGGAAAACCACAUGUAGCGUCACUGUCAUUCCGCAGUUUGCUAGAACUCAGAAAAACAAUUGCUCAUGGAGCUGUAUUGCUGGAUCUUGAACAAACAACACUACCUGGGAUUGCUCACUUGGUUGUAGAAACAAUGAUUAUCUCUGACCAGAUCAAGGCCGAGGACAGAGCAAAUGUACUGCGGGCCCUCCUUCUGAAGCACAGUCACCCUAAUGAUGAAAAGGAGGCAUUCUUCCCCCGAAAUCACUCCACCUCUAGUUUGAAUUCAGUUCUCGGUAACCAUCAGCUUAACCACACUGGGGACACUCAAAUUCCCCUCAUGGCUGAAGAAAAGAUUGAGAUGCGUGACACCCAGAAUCUUGAAAAUAAAGAGAAAUCCUUGCAAAGACAGGCUGGCGAGCCACAUCGAAACAGGACACUGAAACUUCUAGAAAAAAUCCCAGAGAAUGCAGAAGCUACUGUCGUCCUAGUAGGAUGUGUGGAGUUCCUAGAACAGCCUGCUAUGGCAUUUGUACGUCUGAAUGAGUCAGUUUUCCUUGAGUCUGUUCUGGAAGUUCCUAUUCCGGUUCGGUUUAUCUUUGUUCUUUUAGGUCCUAGUCAGUCCAACAUGGAUUACCAUGAAAUUGGAAGAUCACUUUCCACGCUCAUGUCUGAUAAGCACUUUCAUGAAGUGGCAUAUUCAGCUGAUGAUCGUCAAGACCUGCUGAAUGCAAUUAAUGAAUUUCUGGAUGCCAGCAUUGUGAUUCCACCAUCUGAGGUAGAAGGAAAAGACCUUCUUAAAUCAGUGGCUUCAUUUCAGAAAGAAAUGUUACGGAAGAGGAAAGAGAGAGAGCUCCGUCGGCUGAUGAAGGAUGGCUUGAUACAAGAAGCUAAAGAUCUCAGUGAUGAGAAGAAAGUGGAAGCAGAAGGUAGUGAUGAUGAUCCUUUAAAGAGAACAGGAAUUGUCUUUGGAGGGUUGGUCCAAGAUAUUAAACGCAGGUAUCCCAAAUACCUGAGUGACAUAACAGAUGCCCUGCAUUCUCAGUGUAUCGCUGCUGGCUUGUUUAUUUACUUUGCUGCUCUGUCUCCUACCAUCACCUUUGGAGGACUUUUGGGAGAGAAGACACAUGGAUUGAUGGGUGUCUCGGAGAUGAUCGUGUCCACAUCGAUACUAGGAAUUCUCUUCUCUAUACUUGGCGCACAGCCUCUGCUUGUGAUUGGCUUUUCAGGGCCAUUACUUGUGUUUGAGGAAGCUUUUUACAAGUUCUGCCAUACCCAAGACAUUGAAUAUCUCACAGGAAGGGUUUGGAUCGGUUUCUGGCUUGUUGUGAUUGUCUUCAUCAUUGUGGCAGUUGAGGGCAGUUUCCUUGUUCGGUACAUUAGCCCCUUCACACAGGAAAUCUUUGCAUUUCUCAUCUCAUUAAUUUUCAUAUAUGAAACCUUCUACAAAUUGUACAAGGUAUUUACAGAACACCCUCUUCUAAAAUCCUAUCCUUCAAAACUGCAAUCCAGCUGGAAGAACAAGACUGUCUCACCAGACACCGUGGGGUACAUUACUGAGAAAAUGCAGCCUAACACAGCACUCUUGUCCCUUGUACUGAUGAUCGGUACCUUUCUUAUUGCCUUCUUCAUGAGGAAGUUUAAAAACAGUCGCUUCCUUGGAGGAAAGGUGCGACGUAUAAUUGGCGACUUUGGAAUACCUAUUGCUAUCUUGUUAAUGGUUUUGGUAGACCAUGCUAUAACAGAUACCUACCUGCAGAAGCUGAAUGUACCAUCAGGACUGUCAGUAACUUCACCAGAUAAGCGUGGCUGGUUCAUUAACCCUCUAGGCCAGAAGCAGCCUUUCCCUCUCUGGCUGAUGUUUGCUUCUGUGAUCCCAGCACUUUUGGUUUUCAUCCUCAUUUUUAUGGAGACACAGAUCACUGCUUUAAUCGUAAGUAAGAAAGAGCGUAAGUUGAUGAAAGGUUCGGGGUUCCACCUUGACUUGUUGCUCAUUGGUACUAUGGGAGGAGUGUGCGCCUUAUUCGGCUUGCCUUGGCUCACUGCUGCCACCGUCCGUACAGUUACGCAUGUGAAUGCCUUAACUGUUAUGAAUAAGGCGAUUGCCCCUGGAGAGAAGCCAAAGAUCAAGGAAGUGAAGGAGCAAAGAAUGACAGGAAUGCUGGUUGCUGUCCUUGUAGGUUUGUCAAUUGAGAUGGGGAGUGUUCUACGCCAAAUCCCACUGGCUGUAUUAUUUGGGAUCUUCCUGUACAUGGGCGUCACCUCUCUCACUGGAAUCCAGCUGUACGAGCGCUUGUUGUUGAUGUUCACACCUUCCAAACACCAUCCUGAUCAUGUCUACGUCAUUAAGGUAAAGACAUGGAGAAUGAAUCUGUUUACCAUUAUACAAUUGGCCUGCAUUGUUAUUCUUUGGGUUGUGAAGUCCACGGUGGCCUCGCUGGCCUUCCCAUUUGUACUUAUCAUGACAGUACCUUUACGCAGGUUCAUGUUGCCGCGGAUAUUUGAGGAGAGAGAGCUGAAAGCUCUGGAUUCAGAUGAUGCUGAACCAAAUUUUGAUGAAGAUGGGCAAGACGAAUAUAAUGAACUCCACAUGCCUGUAUGAUACACAACAAGUUUUAGGGUUCUUGGCAAAUGUGCUGCUUCUAACAACUUGGAUAUCCUGCCACUGAGGUGGCAAAACAUGCCGACCCUGCCUUUAUCUUACCUUUAGACUGUGGAGUCCCUGUUUCUGUAAGAGGUUCUUCUAAGCUCUGUAAGAAAAAGUAGCAAAAAAGACUGAUAGUCGUGAAGCAAAGACAAUCAAGGUGAAAGUUCUCAUGCAUAUUGCCAAAAACCAUUACCCUUCACAGACAUUAACCUCUAACCUUGGAAAGCACUGAUAGACCAUACAUUUGUCAUCUAUUUAUUUAUAUACUUUGCCUCUUAUUGCUAUGGGUCGCUUCCUAAAACAUACUGGAUGUGAUUAUUAUCUGGUUAAUGUGACCCCCCCCCUCAAAAAAGGACACUUUUGUUUGCUACAUGGUAUUUAUCCACGCUGGUGUAUUUGUAGUAAUACUUUAGUUCUUAGGUCCUCAAGAGAGUCUACAGUACUUGGGAAGAAGAAACAACCUGUUUUCUGAUAAGUAUAAACCUGUUUUUUAAUAAGUAUAUUGUCACAUUUAUUUAUUAAUGUUAUUCUUUCUGUCCCUGCAAACUGCACAGAUAUACAGAAGUGUUCCUUGACCUCUGUUUUUGUCUGUAUGGCUCAAAUUGAGCUAACUGGUAUAAACAUUUGCAGAAUCUAUUUAUAUGCAAGAUAACAACAUUUGUAGCAGGUACCAAAUGUAAUCUUAAGUCAGUUUGCAACUCUGUAUUGCCUUGGAACAUCACUUGUAUAUGCAUACUAGGUAGGUGUGCUGCUUAAGCUUGGGGCAAUUGUGUUGUGCAUGGGUGUUGAGAACAGAAUGUCACCAGACCCUGCCAACAUUAGACUGGAGUGUCACCAGAGCCUGCCACCAUUAGACUGGAGUGUCACCAGACCCUGCCAACAUUAGACUGGAGUGUCAUCAGAGCCUGCCACCAUUAGACUGGAGUGUCACCAGACCCUGCCAACAUUAGAAUGGAGUGUCACCAGACCCUGCCAACAUUAGACUGGAGUGUCACCAGACCCUGCCAACAUUAGAAUGGAGUGUCACCAGACCCUGCCAACAUUAGACUGGAGUGUCACCAGACCCUGACAACAUUAGAAUGGAGUGUCACCAGAGUAUGCCAACAUUAGAAUGGAGUGUCACCAGAGCCUGCCAACAUUUCAUAUAUUUGAACAGUUUAUCACAGAUAAAGUUGAAUCAACCAAUGUAGUUUGGUGUUUUUUCCCUGCAAGUCCAUCUUAGUCUAGAAAGGUCUAUGACUUUUACUAUUCCCUCUUCAGCAGCUAUGAAAGCUGUGACUGUGUGGUCAGUCCAUCCCAUUAAAAGGGUACUCUUGGAAAAAGGGAAGCCUACUGAGAGGUUACUAAUUCUAAGAUGACAUCAAUCUAGUUCUAUGACCCUCUGCUUUCAGAAAACAACUUAUCAUCUUCUUGUGGAAUAGGUAAGACAGCAUUCUGUUAUCAAAUGACAGAAGAAAAGUACAUAUAAUCAACCAUGAAAAGUCAAGUUAGAAGCAUGAAGACUGUGUGUGCUUGAACGUGGUGGUUCAUGGACAUUUUCCCUUUAGUCCAAACACAGAGUACCACUAGGUUUCAUUUUUUAAACAGAAAAAAUGCACUACUUAGAAAAGGCGUACAUUUUGUCACAGGGCAUGUACAAAUUCCACUGUCUUUCAAUAAAAAUAAUGAAUAAAGAAUAUGAAAGGAACAGAUCUCUUAAGUAUUUUAAUUGAAUGAUAACUUUCUGGUGACAUUUGGUUAGUAGGAAAACAUCAUCUGUAGCUUAAUAGUGCCAGUGUGGUCAGCAGGUUUGCAAAAGUAAAACAAAGACUGUAUCAAGCAGCGUGUCUUCAUUUCCCGGAUAACAAUGCUCACAUCACAGAGGUUGAUUGCAGUUAAAUGUCAGUUAUUUACUGUCUUUGUUAAUGUUUUGUAAGGACAACUUAUUUAUUGUACAAUUUGUAAGUAAAUGCACUGCACUUUUAUGUAGAGAUGUAUUGGCGUGCCAAUUCUGGUAAAUUUUCCUAGUAAAGUAUUUAAAACGAAACAGCAGUAUGUUCUGCGAAGUAAAUGUUUGCCUUUUA
Protopterus annectens (West African lungfish) is the source of this 6361-nucleotide messenger RNA. RefSeq names its product solute carrier family 4 member 3 (gene SLC4A3). The record is from RefSeq and is a predicted model, not a curated record. Gene Ontology annotation, biological process: transmembrane transport; monoatomic anion transport; regulation of intracellular pH. The transcript has 25 exons. Gene Ontology annotation, molecular function: monoatomic anion transmembrane transporter activity; solute:inorganic anion antiporter activity. Bases 543 to 4253 code for a protein of 1236 amino acids. Gene Ontology annotation, cellular component: plasma membrane. NCBI's taxonomy places the organism in Eukaryota, Metazoa, Chordata, Ceratodontiformes, Protopteridae.